CCUCUGAUCGUGUGUCCUCACCCGGCCACCUCCUCAUCCAGGAUGUCCCAGAGAGCCCCCUCCACGGACAGUGCCAAAUCAGCGCAGGGUGAGGAGGGAGGUAAGAAGUCGGUGCUGAAGAAGACCCCCUCCACCACCUCGCAGACCUCUCAGGACACCCCCACCAAGAAGACCAAGAAGAGCAAGAAUGAGAAGCUGUACAACAGCGUACUCAACACAGUCUUUGGACAGGACAGAGAGUUGUCCCAACCAGAACUAGAUGAGCUUGAAGGAGCCUUCAAGGAGUUUGACUAUGACCAGGACGGCUACCUGAACUACAAGGACCUGGCGGAGUGCAUGAGGACCAUGGGAUACAUGCCCACAGAGAUGGAGCUGCUGGAAAUUAUACAGCAAGUCAAGAUGAGAUUGGGGGGACUGAUGGACUUCGAGGACUUCUGUGAACUCAUGGGUCCCAGAAUUCUGGGGGAGACCGCUGACAUGUUGGGCUUAAAGGAACUGCAGAGCUCCUUCCUACAGUUUGACACGGACAGCGACGGUAAGAUCUCGCAUGACGAGAUGAAGGAGGCGUCCAAGUCGCUGCUGGGUGAGAAGCUGAAGAAGGGCGAGCUUGAGGAGAUCCUCAAGGAGAUGGACAUCAACGGGGACGGCACUGUGGACUUCGAUGAGUUCGUUAUGAUGCUCUCUGUACCAUAGACACUCUGGACUGCUGCUGUCAGUGAUGGGAGGUUGUUUACUCUACAGUAGGAGCGGGAAAGGAUCUGCACACUGCUUGCAAAAGACUUAGUUGGAGCAAUGUUUCGAUCACAGAUCUUGUUCAGGCAUCUUGAGGCAGGUUGUUUACGCUACACAUGA
Molecule: messenger RNA, 852 nt
Organism: Engraulis encrasicolus (European anchovy)
Lineage: Eukaryota; Metazoa; Chordata; Actinopteri; Clupeiformes; Engraulidae
Product: calcium-binding protein 2
Exons: 7
Coding region: 43-693 (216 amino acids)
Biological process (GO): regulation of voltage-gated calcium channel activity
Cellular component (GO): cytoplasm
Molecular function (GO): calcium ion binding; calcium channel regulator activity
Source: RefSeq, a predicted model, not a curated record